UUUUCGUUUGGCACACGGGUGUGGUGGUUGUGUUGUUGGGCAAGUCCAGCAGCAAAAGCAAUAAUUUUAAAUAUAAUUUUAAAGCGAAUAUUGAGUUAAACAUACCGUCACAUAUCAGUAAUUCAAAAGUUCUAAUAUAUAGGAGAAGAUAUCUUUGAUGAGACUGCAUCGAUCGUCUGCAGAUAGUUAAAAGUGGUCUAAUCUGCUUUGGAAACGUCUGGCAGAAACCCCAGACCCUGCCAUCUAUAGAAAUUACAAAAAAAUGUAUAUGGGAUUUUAGUGUGGUGAUCGAGUGUAAAAGCAAAAUAAUAGUGGUACCGUACGAUACAAACGCCGAAGCAUCGUUAUAAUUACUAACAGCCAUUCGCGUCAAUAGAACGUGAUCAGCAAUCCAAAACAAUUCGGUUAUAAAUCAAUAUUGAAACUGGCAUCGCUAUUGGACCGGAGAAGCGCCAAAGAUGGAGGAGAACGUCAUCAGUAUGUUUAUGGAUGUAAAACUGGAUAUCCGCGAGCGGAAGCUGGAGUUUUCUCACCUCAAGUCUUGGACGCGUUAUUUUGUGCGUGUUGAAGCCGUCAAGUGCUUUCCAUGCUACGUCAAAAUAUCGUUCUUCAAAGCGCACACUGACGAGAGUACGGAUUUGAUUGUGCGCAUCAAUAUUCCCGGCUUGACUGUCCAAAUGGCCACCUCACGUACGCGGGCGCAUUCUUAUGGGCUGUUUUGGAAGCACAAUCGCAAACGGUGCUGCGCAUAUUUUGCCCUACCGUCUCAGUUGCUGUGCGAACGUCAUCUGCGGUGGAUGAAGAAAUCGAUCCGGAAUCUGGAGCUAUACCGACAGGAAAUUCUCCAGCUGCGACGUGCCAGUCGGACGCCGAUCCACGAAAUCCGCAGUGAGAUGCAACCGAGUUCGUCGAACAACGAUUUGGGGCUGUACCAGAAUCUCGAUUUCACACAGAAUAUGGCCGAUGUGUACGACAUCCUUGGACCGCUGCCUAACGUUCCGGACCAGUCGGACUUGAGCAUGGCGCGCAGAAUAUCCAGUGUUUCCGGCAUAUACGAGGAGAUUUUUGAUUACAAACAGCCAAAUGGCCCAGUCUUUGCUAACGGAUCACGAAUUUCUCGCGCUUCAAUUGCUUCCGGAAUUUAUGAGGAAAUGAAGUUGGCAGACAUUAGGGAGAAUGCCGAAAGCGCUUCUAAAGACCCAGUCGCUGAUGACGUGCCACCUCCUCCGUUGCCUCCCCGCCCAAGGUCACACACCAAUGAAUUUGAGUUGCAGAGAUCGUUCACCACACCGGAAGCGGAUUUCUUAAAAAAGAAAAAGCACUGGCACUUGUUCGAAUCCAUGUUCGGCCGACGAAGGACAAACAGUGGAUCCGCUAGUAUCGGCAAUGGAAGUGAUCUGAAACCUGCAGCUGCAACAGAAAAUGGCACAAAGAAGACAAUACUGCUAGAGAUGAGCCAGAAAGUGGUUCACCGGGAUAAGGUAGCUCAUCUACGGUUUGCCGAAAACAAAAGAAACAGUUUCUCCAGCCCAGACCUUAGUUUGCUGAAAGUAGAUGGAGGCUCAACAGAUAGUCUCUCCAAUGGAGGAUCAUGCAGCUCGGAAUUCUACGUUCAACAGGAUGAUGAAUUCAUUGAAGAAAAUUGUUUAAGGUCGACAGAACUUUUAACUGCUUCAAAAUGCUCUUCUAUUGAAGAGUCAAUGGCAAAUUUGCUAAUUAAUGACGAGGAGCAUGAAAGGCAAGAAAUGAAUGUUUCUGAAAAAAUUGUGCCUAAUUUCAACAUAUCAUGCAAUACAUCAAAUGUAAACCUGGCAGGUUGGGACUGUAUAAUUCCAGUGACCGAAAAAGAUCCUACUUCACUGUCACUUCCGCAAGGCUAUUGCGAAAUGGGUGCACCCGGAACAGGUUUCAAUCGCCAAAUGUUGGAAUGCGUGGAACUGCGUACAAAUACAGGCGACACCUGCAAUGCUGAAUCUAUCUACAUGAAUAUGGAAGGUAAAGGAAGAGUGAGCGAAGAAGGGAGCCGCUCUAGUUCAACAUCCAGCGGAGUAAGUAGCAUCUACAGCAACGGAAGCAAUUCGAGCAAUACGAAUAGAAACCGCAAUUCUGUUGACGAUAAAAUCGCUUCAUAUUAUCCGAACGAAGAUUUUCGAUUGCCAAAAAAGAUCGAGCCUAGUUCAACCACAGAAGGUAACUCUAUCGGAGAAAGCGUAAAAAGAUCUAACUCUACGCGUUCAGCAAGCCAUUACACGACAUCACCUAAAAACACCCAUCGAAAAACAUCUACCCAGAACAUAUCGACCAUUCCUCGAUUGAGUAAGUCACCUCAAAAACCGCUGUGUCAUAAAUCCAGAGUAACGACUAGAAGCAUUAGUUCAGAACGCGGAUCAUCCUCAGGUCCUAUAAUCACUAUAACAGACAGUUCUCCUACUAGAAACAGUGAAAACAACCCACCAGAAGCAACUCCAACCCAGAAACUGUACAAAAAGUACGCAACUAUCGCACGAGGAGCUUCCACAUCCCCCAGCAAGUAUCAGGAAAAAAUCUCAGCACGGAAAGGGGCAGAUCCGCUCCCAGUGGGAAAUGGAAAGCGCUUUGGAUCAUUACCGCGAUUCGCUAAAAUUGACUUAUCGCCCCUGCGAUUGAAAAUAAACAGCGUUUUGCAGCGUCACAAUCCAGAGAGUUUAUGAAAACUAAACCAGUGUUCUAGGUACAAUUCCUGAUGAUCUCAUCCACCGUAAGCAACUGGCGAUAGCAACGUAUGCCCCUUAAAUUCGCUGCAAUAUUCAAAAGCCUUUGUCCGCAAAGUUAUUGCUCAACUCAUUAAGCUUAAUUACCUGCUAUAAACUCCUCUUUAAACGGAAAUAAUUUUUGGCUUCCAAAUUAUAAUACGAUAAGUUUUAUGGCUAGCUUAAAGUAGACCUAUCAGAAGUUGUUUGAUAUUGUUAGAAGUGGCAAAUUUUGAAUUAUAAAAGCUUAGCUUACGGCCUUUUUCAUAUAUUUUAUGUUGAGCUAUUAGCAUGUUGUCCAUUGUUAGACGUGAAGGCACGAGUGAAAAUUUAAAAACACUGCACACAAAAAAACACAACUAGAAUAAAACAAUUUCUGUGAUCUGAUCGAGGACGGUACAAUGUAUACCCUGUUCCUUAAUGAAAACGAUAAAGAAGAAAUUGAAUUAAAGUCAUCCCAAAAAGGUUAAAUAAAGUGCACAGAAAUGACACGAUUUUAAAAA
Armigeres subalbatus is the source of this 3232-nucleotide messenger RNA. RefSeq lists its product as uncharacterized. The coding region runs from base 459 to 2690 and encodes 743 amino acids. The record is from RefSeq and is a predicted model, not a curated record. NCBI's taxonomy places the organism in Eukaryota, Metazoa, Arthropoda, Insecta, Diptera, Culicidae. The transcript has 4 exons.